Parnassius apollo (apollo) is the source of this 789-nucleotide messenger RNA. Lineage: Eukaryota; Metazoa; Arthropoda; Insecta; Lepidoptera; Papilionidae. The record is from the annotation of a GenBank genome assembly.
AUGUCCGCGGUGAGCGGGGAGCCUAUGCUGCGCCGCGUGAAGCAGGAAGCGGAGCCCCCGCCCCAGUACUCGCCAGAAACGCUCGCGGAGCACCCGCCUCACCGCCCGGUGCCGAUGAUACAUGCUCCCCAGCUGGAGCUCGAGCCAAAGGAGGAGGUGAAGUUCUGCGUGUCGCCGGAGAACGGUGUAGUUGGCAACACCAGCCCGGAGCAGCAGCACUGCUCGUCGACGACUGCUGCAGCCGCGGGGGGCGCGCGGGACGAGGAUUCGCCGCGCCGCUAUUGCCUCGUGUGCGGCGACGUCGCCUCCGGCUUCCACUACGGAGUCGCGAGCUGCGAAGCCUGUAAAGCCUUCUUUAAACGGACCAUACAGGGCAAUAUAGAGUACACGUGUCCGGCGUCCAACGAGUGCGAGAUAAACAAGCGGCGGCGCAAGGCGUGCCAGGCGUGCCGCUUCCGCAAGUGCCUGCGCACCGGGAUGCUGCGUGAGGGCGUGCGCCUGGACCGCGUGCGCGGCGGCCGCCAGAAGUACCGCCGCGCGCCCGACGCGCCCGCGCACCCCGCGCCCCGCCCGCCCCUCGACGACAUCAAGGGGCGGGCUCCGCGCUGCAAGCAGCCGCCGGGCGGCGGCGGAGAAGUACCGCCGCGCGCCCGACGCGCCCGCGCAACCCGCGCCCCGCCCGCACCUCGACGACAUCAAGGUGAGCUGCAGCGCUGCAAGCAGCCGCCAGAAGUACCGACGCGCCCGCGCAGCCCGCGCCCCGCCCGCACCUCGACGACAUCAAGGUGA